This is a messenger RNA of Guyanagaster necrorhizus, 852 nucleotides long. Its product is annotated as cytosolic Fe-S cluster assembling factor CFD1. Gene Ontology annotation, molecular function: ATP binding; 4 iron, 4 sulfur cluster binding; ATP-dependent FeS chaperone activity. The record is from RefSeq and is a predicted model, not a curated record. The transcript has 2 exons. Lineage: Eukaryota; Fungi; Basidiomycota; Agaricomycetes; Agaricales; Physalacriaceae. Gene Ontology annotation, biological process: iron-sulfur cluster assembly. The coding region runs from base 1 to 852 and encodes 283 amino acids. Gene Ontology annotation, cellular component: cytosol.
AUGGCGUCCCAAGACACUCCUGUUUCCAGGCGUCUCCGGUCUGUCAAGCACAUCAUCAUUGUUCUAUCUGGCAAAGGCGGCGUAGGCAAAUCCUCCGUUUCCGCUCAGCUGGCCCUUAGUCUGUAUGCCAGUUCGCCUACAGCCCGUGUAGGCAUUCUGGAUGUCGAUCUGACUGGACCCUCGAUACCAAGGAUGCUAGGUUUGGAUGGACAUGGUGUUCACCAAAGUACCGACGGAUGGGUACCUGUUUACGCCGAUGGUAGUGAAGCCAGAUUAGCCUGUAUGAGCGUCGGCUUCCUGCUUAAGAACAAGGCCGAUUCGGUAGUUUGGAGAGGGCCGAAGAAGAAUGGUAUGAUUCGGCAAUUUCUGAGCGAUGUUCGGUGGGGAGAGCUGGAUUACCUUGUUAUCGAUACUCCUCCCGGGACUUCCGACGAGCAUUUGUCUCUCCUUGAACACAUGGCCCCAGUUCAUUCUCAGCUAUCGUCCAUCAUCGUAACUACCCCACAGGCGGUCGCACUCAUGGAUGUUAUCAAGUGUCUGUCAUUCACCAAAGCUGUAAAUCUCGCUGUGUGGGGUCUCAUCGAAAACAUGAGCGGCUAUGUCUGUCCGUGCUGUGGAGAGAUCAGCAACGUUUUCUCCACGGGUGGAGGAGAGGAUAUGGCAAGAAAGGAAGGGUUGCCCUUUCUUGGAAGCCUGCCCGUUGACACAGAGUUGGUGACCUUGCUUGAUGCCAGUGAACCGGCGUGGAUGGAUGGAGCGCCAGGUUUUCGUGUCUUGGAACGGUAUAAAUCCACGCCUUCGGCUCGGAUAUUCGAGUCUAUUGUUCAGAAAAUACUGCAAAGUUCUGCCUAG